CUGAACGCCGGUGUGCGCCUGCCGAACACUUGUCUUAUCACUAGUGAUACAAUAUCGUCGUCGUCGUCGUAGUCGCGCGAUCGCGGUCUUGAUAGAUAAAAAUUUAAAAAAAAAUCGUCCCCGACGACGCAGCCGCCGCCACCGCCGCUCAACGCCGGAUCACUGGAUCGCCGUUACUGUCGUACCAUGAGACGGAGUGUUCGCACCGACCGGAUUUCAUCGUAAUUCGUUAUCGCCGUCCAUGCACCAGUUGCUCGGCCAGUGUUCGUGACGACGUCCUCUCUCUCAUCACACGAUAUCAUCAUAAUAUUCGAACACAUCGAUCCGCGACGGCACGGUAGCGCGCGCGGGAAACUUCGAAAAUAUACACUAUAUAAUACUCGUGACGAGACCCCGCCACAUCCGAUCGAAUGGUCCGUUAAAAUAAUUAUAGACUAUUAUUGAUACCGUCGUCGAGUGGUCAUCUGCCGCACGGACGGAGGCAAUUUUUUUUUUCUCUAAAACCGAUAAGUUUCGUCUUUGUUAAAACAAAAAAAAAAAAAAAAAAAAAACGAAAAACGAAAAACGAUAAACGAAAAAUAAAAAUUGUACGUUAAAAACAACAAGUGAACGAUUUACUCGCUGAACCUCCCUACCCUAGAAAAUAAAUAUGGCUCCACACGGGAUCACCUUCUUGAGACUGACCGGUUGGACGUGGAAAAUCGUGUUGGCCCUCAUCGCGUGCAAUCAUCUCGCUCUGAUGUGGCCGUUCUUUUUCGCCGUCGGUUGCAACGCGAAGAUCGAAAACCAGUUCAAACUGCAGUCCGCACCCGUCAUACGCGAACGUGGUGUAACACUCACCGAACUUCGAGUGCCCACUUCCGUGAUGGCCAGCGUAAAGAAUGGCGUCGUGCUUGAUUGCUUGUACACGCUACGUCCAAAUUCCAUCGGUCUAGUGGUAGCCUGGUAUUUCAACAACAGCGCCAGACCGGUUUAUCAGUGGAUUCCUGGACAGAAGCCUUUGAGUAUCGGCGUGUUCCGUCACAGAGCCAAUCUUGACUACAAGGUGUCCGAUGACAACGAAACUAUGCACAGGGCCUUGCACAUCAUCAAUCCGACCAUCGAGCUCUCCGGCGACUAUAGAUGCGUCGUGUCUACUUACCACGAUGAAGAUUUCAUGAUCAAAAGGAUGAUCGUAUACUCCCCGGAGAAGAAGUUUGAUGUAUAUCAGAAAAGAGUCAAUAACGAUACUAUACGAGUAACUUGCAUGGUCUCUGGUGUUUACCCAGUACCUAGACUUACCCUCUACAACAACUCGGUCACAGACAAACAGAGCUACCCGUUGGUUCACUCCCGCGUCGAUAUCAACCGCUUGAAGGACACUUCCUACGAAGUGAUCAUAAGCGUCCUGAUCAACGACGACGACAUUACCACUCAAUCCACUUUGGACUGCGAACUCAAAAUUCCGGACACCCCAUACGUCAAGAGAAAGACUUUCGUUUUCUUCCAAGAUCCAAACGCUGCCAGCAACACCUAUUCCACCAUCUUCUAUGCCGUUGCUUUCUUCUGGGUUUUCAAAUUAAUUGCCUAUUAAAUUGGUAUCAACAAUGAUAGUAUUAACCGCAACCGUAGUCCACAAUAUUUAAAUAACAAUGGUGUAGAAUCAAAUUUAAAAAUGUUUUGCAAUAGACACAAAAAAAAAAUAAAAUAAAAAAUGAAAAUAAAAAAUUAUGAUACAAUAAUACAAUAUUCAAUUCAAUUACAUCAAAAACCGAUGUGGGGGGAAAAACCAUACGCAGCUAGACAUAAUAAUAUGAAUAAUGUAGUAAUAAACAGAAAGUUGGAUAGUAACGAUUUAUUAUUGAAUCAUAAAACAAUUUCAUAUCUGAACAAAUAAAAACUUACAGGAAAAAAAAUGAUAUUGAACCGUCAGAAGUUUGAAGCUAAUAUAAUACCGGACACGCAACUAUUCACUCUACUCACCGUGUUAGUAAAUAAAAUAAUGUUAUUUAGUAUACGAUUUUCCGGUAGUGUAUAAGUCAGUUAUUCAAAAUUAGUUUGAGAAAACGAAAAUUAUAUAUCAUUGUUCAUUAACAAUAAAAUAUCUUUAGUCGUGUUUAAAGUUUUUCCCAGUCGUCAUGAUAAUAUACAUUAAUCACAGUUCAAAACCUUUACACACAAUUUCGUUGACAUUUACUCAGUUAAAUGGUUUAAUACAGAACUGGCACGAAUACACUCAAGUUCGAGUACGUAUGUUUUAAUGUAAGUCAAAAACGACCUAACUCGUUUUUUUUUUUUUUUACGGGUGUUAAUUGAAAAUUUGUCACACUCUCGUUACUUUUAAUAAUUAUUAUUAUACGUUUCGCUCGAACUACCCAAUACUCACGUGUUUAUAAUUAUAAUAUAUUAUACAUAUUGUAUUUAGUCUGGUUGCUACUAAUGCGGGUUAAGCCAAUCAUUUCAUUUAUUAUUUAUAAACGGUUAAAUUAUUAAAUAGUACCUAAUACUAAUUAUUUACAUACAGUAUAUUAUAAUUAUUAUUAUUAUUA
Molecule: messenger RNA, 2528 nt
Organism: Rhopalosiphum maidis (corn leaf aphid)
Lineage: Eukaryota; Metazoa; Arthropoda; Insecta; Hemiptera; Aphididae
Exons: 7
Coding region: 650-1573 (307 amino acids)
Source: RefSeq, a predicted model, not a curated record